Haliotis rubra (blacklip abalone) is the source of this 7392-nucleotide messenger RNA. Its product is annotated as phospholipid-transporting ATPase ABCA3-like. Gene Ontology annotation, cellular component: membrane; intracellular membrane-bounded organelle. Gene Ontology annotation, biological process: lipid transport; transmembrane transport. Bases 228 to 5372 code for a protein of 1714 amino acids. Gene Ontology annotation, molecular function: ATP hydrolysis activity; ABC-type transporter activity; lipid carrier activity. The transcript has 21 exons. The record is from RefSeq and is a predicted model, not a curated record. NCBI's taxonomy places the organism in Eukaryota, Metazoa, Mollusca, Gastropoda, Lepetellida, Haliotidae.
AAGGAGUAUGUCCUGCGCUCACAUGACACCCGCACACCUAUAGUCGUCUCGUAGGGUACAGGGAGACGGGAACACGCUAACUCUCCAUACCUCUUGUACAAGACGGGUCCUCAUACUAAACUUAAACCGAUUUGCUCAAUACCAGGUACGACCGAUAUUACAAAUUGAUAUUCCAAGGGCGGGCAUUGCUCUAAGCAUUGGAAUCCGGGUGGAGCCAGGCGGACGGAAUGGGGUUCUUCAAACAACUCGGCUUAUUAAUGUGGAAAAACUGGUUGCUGCAGAAACGGAAAGUGUGUGUGACGGUUUUUGAAAUAAUUCUCCCCCUAUUGUUCGCUGUCCUGCUUCUUGUUGUGAGGUUCCUGAUUGAAACCGACCCCAUAGACGCUCCAACCGUUUAUUCCGAUUUUAGUGUGGAUUCCAAUGGAACUCGGUUCGUGGGACAGAACACUGGGAGAUUGGUGUUGUUUACACCUAACUCUACAGUCAUCAACGCUUUAAUGGAUGACGUACAGCUGACUAUGAACCAGUCUAUAGCAGUCGAAAUGAUGGGAUUUCCAACCGAGGAAACCAUGUUGGAUUAUUUUUCCUUCAACUCCAAAAACCUCACAUGCGCAGUGCAGUUCAACGUUGCCAUUGACGACACUGCUCUACCCCAAAAGUUGACGUACGCUGUUCGACCCCGGAUACUGUCAGAGGACGACAGAUGGCGGACGCGACAGACCUUCCCAUUUUUCCAGACCAACUCUCCCCGAGGUGACUCUACUCCAGAUUACAAAGGGUCCGGUUUUCUGUGGGUGCAGCGUCUCGUGGAUGCGGCCAUCAUCAAAACGCAUAAUUCUUCCGCCUCCAGCACCAUUGAUGGCCUUGACAUUCGCCUGAUGCGCAUGCCCUAUCCGCCGUACAUCGUGGACCCCAUGAUCCAAGUCUUGCAGAACCAGUUCCCGCUAUUCCUCCUCCUCAGUUUCAUCCUCUGUACAAUUCAAACGACCAAAGGCAUUGUCUACGAAAAGGAGAGAAAGCUGAAGGAGUCCAUGAAGUUGAUGGGCUUGAGUGCCGCUGCACAUUGGAUGUCUUGGUUUCUGACGGUCUUCAUCUACAUCGUGCUGGUGAUGGCGGUCUACACACUGCUAUGCGGCAUUAGCAUCAGCGCGAACGGUCCGGUCUUAGCCGAAAGUGACCCCUCUCUGCUCUUCGUGUUUCUCCUGUGCUACGGCGUGUGUGUCGUUUCAUUCUGUUUUAUGAUCAGUGUGUUCGCACAGAAAGCCAACGUGGGUGCAGCUAUUGCAGGGAUCCUCUUCUUCUUCACCUACUUCCCCUACUUCUUCCUCCAAUCUCGCUACGAAACUAUGUCUCGCCCCGAGAAGCUGGGCGUCUCCAUCCUCCUGAAUAUGGCCAUGGCCUACGGGGCGAAUGUCAUCUCCUUGUACGAAGGGACUGGUGCGGGGGCACAGUGGAACAACUUCUCCAGCCCAGCAAUUGUUGACGACAACUACUCUCUCCUGGACGCAAUGAUCAUGUUGCUAGGCGACACCGCCAUCCAUCUGGUCAUCACGUGGUACGUGGACAAUGUCCGGCCAGGCGAGUUCGGCGUGCCCAAACCGUGGUACUUUCCUUUCACCAUUUGGCGAUCGAAAAAUGGAACUUAUUGGUGUGGCGCAGACAAAGUCAAAGUUGAUGCAAGUGAAGUCAAGCACGCCGACGAGAGACAUUUUGAGAAGGAACCAAUUGGCCUCAGCCCAGGUGUUUGCAUCAAGAACCUAAGGAAGGUGUUUGGUUCUGGGUCUAAGAAGAAGGUGGCUGUGGAUGGGAUGAGUCUCAAUAUGUACGAGGGUCAGAUCUCUGUUCUACUUGGUCACAACGGCGCUGGGAAAACAACAACAAUGUCAGUUCUCACUGGUUUCAUUCCCCCAUCUGGAGGAACCGCAAUCGUCAAUGGCCAUGACAUUCGAACAGACAUCCAGAGCGUCAGGAAGAGCCUGGGAUUAUGUCCUCAACACAACAUUCUGUUCGACAGUCUUACCGUACAGGAACAUAUGGAAUUCUUCGCUGAUUUGAAGGGCUGCCAGAAGCACGAGGCCAAAUCAGAAGUUGAUCGCAUUAUCCACGAAGUCGGGUUGGACUUGAAGCGACACACACAAUCCCAGCAUCUGUCUGGAGGCCAGAAGAGGAAACUUUCGGUGGGGAUUGCCCUCAUCGGGGGUUCGAAGAUCGUUAUCCUGGAUGAGCCAACUUCCGGUAUGGAUCCUGCAGCCAGACGACAGACCUGGGACAUCCUUCAGAGGAACCGACAGGGCCGGACCAUGUUGCUGACCACUCACUUCAUGGAUGAGGCUGACCUCCUGGGUGACCGCAUCGCCAUCAUGGCAGAAGGGGUGGUCAAAUGCUGUGGGACAUCUUACUUCUUGAAAAAGCUUUAUGGAGCUGGCUACCACCUGGUGAUGGUGAAGGAACCCACCUGUCAGGUGGCGUCAGUGACGGCAGUUGUCCAGCAACACGUCCCUACAGCCGUCAUGGAGAGUGAGAUCAAUGCUGAACUCUCCUACCUGCUGCCCGAUGAUCAGUCAGCCAACUUUGCUCCUCUCUUCACGGAGAUUGAAUCUAGGGGGAAAGAACUCGGUAUUUGUAGUUUUGGUACAACUGCAACCACCAUGGAGGAAGUGUUUUUGAAGGUCGGCGAGAGUCAGGUGGACACUGGGGACGACAUUGCCGUCAGGCCAUCAGUCGAUGGAACCAUGUCGUAUACCAACCCUAUGAUGGAGAAGGAGAUCAAUGGCAGCGCGAAGGUGCUUAAUGGAGACGGACCGAACAAGAGCUCGUCAUAUGGAACUAUGGCCAAUUCCGUUGACGAUAACUUCUUAUCAUUCAACAAGGGCUUCAAGAAAGCUACCGGAAUGCAUCUGGAACUGUCCCGGUUCAAGGGCUGCUUUGUGAAGAAAGCACUCCACACGUGGCGAAACCGACUUAUCUCCAUUGUCCAGUUGGUCCUACCCGUCAUAGCCACCAUCCUGGCCCUGGUGGUGGAGAAGACGAGACCAGGCGUGCUAUCAGAGGAAUCCCUUCCCCUCAACCUCAACCCCUUCGGGGGAUCCAAUGUACCUUACCAAAACGGCUCCAUGGCGCUUACCGAGAGUUUUGCCGAAUCCUAUAUUGGUCAGCUUGGCGCUGGUGACACAGCAGAGUUUGCAGAGACAAGUCAAGGGAACAUGACAACCUACCUCCUGUCCAGGGCAGACCAGCUUGGUGUGUCCACCUAUAACAAAAGAAUGAUCAUUGGAGCAGAGUAUGAAUCUGACACAGUUGCCAGAGGAUACUACAAUGGACAGCCCUACCAUGCAGCUCCUAUAGCCCUUUCGUAUAUGAUGAACGGCAUCCUGAAGUCUUUCACAUCCUCCGACUAUUCCAUUGCAACUAACAGUUAUCCUCUUCCAAAGAACGUAUCAGAUGCUUCUGAACAAACUGCUCUUCUCGCUUCAAGCUUUGGGUUCACUAUAGCCUUCAACAUCCUCUUUGGAAUGGCCUUCCUGACGUCUUCCUUUGUUUACUUCCUCAUCAAGGAGAGGCAGGUUGGCGCAAAGCAUCUUCAGGUCGUCAGCGGAGUUGGACCUACUGUGUUCUGGCUGUCCAAUUUGGCUUGGGACUUCAUCAACUACAUCAUUCCAUGUUUGGUUCUGUUGCCCGUUUUUGCUGCCUUUCAAACUGACGCUUACGUCCUCGACCACCGACUCGGCCUCGUCUUCCUCGUGUUCAUCGUCUACGGCUGGUCUGUCCUGCCCUUCAUGUACCUCCUACAGUAUAUGUUCAAAACCCCAGCCACCGGCAUGGUCAUCAUCAUCAUCCUCAACAUCUUGUCAGGAUUGCUGACUCUCCUUGCGACGUUUGUGUUGAUGAUUCCGGGACUGGGGACAGAGGAUGUAGGGGAGGCCCUGGACUGGAUCUUCUCCAUCGUCUUCCCCCACUACUGCCUGGGGAAGUGCUUCUCUGAGAUGUACGUCAACAAGGUGGUGACAGAUACCUGCAUCAAGCUGAAGUAUGACAUAUUAUGUCCAAGGGGCAUCCCCAUGCCUUGCUGUAAAGGAAACUGUGGUGGCGACACCUGUCUCAAGUUCUACUCCAACUACCUGGAAUGGGACACCCCUGGUAUCGGUCGGUUCCUCGUCUUCAUGUUCCUGCAAGGCUGCGUGUUCAUCGCGCUUACUCUGUGUAUAGAAUACCAGAUUCCGCAGCGUGUCUGGUAUACCCUCCGUCCCAAGGAAACCGAUGUGGAUGACGUCGUACAUAUGGAAAACGUUCAGAUUGAAGACAACGACGUUGCAGCCGAGAAACAGCGCGUUGCAUCGUCGUCCCCUACUAAAGGUGAAGCAGAUGAUGCCCUCGUUCUGAGGAAUCUGUACAAACGCUAUGGGAACUUUGUGGCUGUCGAUCACAUCAGCGUAGGGAUACCUGAGAAGGAGUGCUUUGGUCUUCUUGGUCAAAAUGGCGCCGGGAAGACCACAACGUUUAAGAUGUUAACGGGAGAUGUGAUGGUGACCAAUGGGAAUGCUUAUCUCUGGUCAUAUGACAUAAAGAGCAAUACACAACAGGUGCAGGAGAACAUGGGCUACUGCCCCCAGUUUGAUGCCCUGAUUGAGCAGAUGACCGGACGGGAGACCCUCUCCAUGUAUGCGAGACUCAAAGGAGUUCCAGAGAGCUGUAUUCCGGGAGUCUGUGACAAACUACUGGAAAUCAUGAUGCUGUCCCAGUAUGGCGACAGACCAACUGGGAACUACAGUGGUGGCAACAAGCGUAAACUAAGCACCGCCAUCGCUCUGGUUGGAGACCCAGCCUUCAUCAUGCUGGAUGAGCCGUCCACGGGGAUGGACCCGAAAGCCAGGAGGCAGCUCUGGAACGUCCUGUCAAAAGUCCGGGAGUGCGGCAGAACUCUUAUACUGACAUCCCACAGCAUGGAGGAAUGUGACGCCCUGUGUACGAGAAUCGCCAUCAUGGUCAAUGGGCGCUUUGUCUGCCUAGGAACCCCCCAGCAUCUGAAGAACAAGUUCGGUCAGGGUUACACCCUGAUAGCCCGAAUGGGCGUUAUGGACAAUGGACUGACGAACGCCCCAACCCAGCCCCUAAUCGCCUUCAUUAAGGCCAAUUACCCCCAAGCUCAGGUGUUUGAUGACCAUCAGGGCUAUGCCCACUUCCAGAUCCCCGAUGCCAGCGUUCGACUGGCUCAGGUGUUCAGUCUGAUGGAGGACACGAAGACACAGUUCGGUGUGGAGGAUUAUUCUGUGCAUCAAACUACCUUGGAACAAGUAUUCUUGACCUUCACGCGCACUCAGAACCCUCCAAAAGAAGAUAAAACAAGUUUCUGCAAGAGAGUAUGUUGUUGCUAGAUACUGCUAGCACGUGAUACUUAUGUGUGAGUUCUUGCCACUUACCUCCUUGGAGUGACGCUGAAGUCCUGAAAAUAUGAUCUCGUUGCUGUUUGACAAUGUUUAAUUAAAAUAUAUGAUCAGUAUGUUCGGGGAUUUUCCCCAGGGAAGUGUUCCUGAAAAGUUUAUGCCUUUCUGAUAAUAAUGUUACAAGAUGUUGUGGACACAAAGAAUAUGCUACUCAUUUUGUGUAUGAAGAAAGUUUUACAUGGAUGAAUAACUUUAAAGAAAACACUCUACCCACGUCAAAGUAAUUCCUUUAAGAAAGUGCAAAACGCACCAAUCACUUCACUUGUUAUUCACCCAUGAAGGUCAGGGUUAGAAUUGAUCUUCAGUAACCCAUGCUUGUCGUAAGAGGCGACUAACGGGAUCGGGUGGUCAGGUUCGCUGACUUGGUUGACACAUGUCAUUGGUUGGUUCCCAAGUCCACAGAUCUAGAUGCUCAUGAUGUUGAUCACUGGAUUGUCUGUCCCAGACUCGAUUAUUUACAGACCGCCGCCAUAUAGCUGAAAUAUUGUUGAGUGCGGCGUAAAACUAAACUCACUCACUCACGUGUUAAUCAGAACAUUCACAUAAUGCAGCUUCUAAAUCUGGUUGAUGUACGUAGCAUAUCCUUUGGGUCGCAAGGCUUAGUGAUCCUUAUUGUCACGGAAAUAUAACGCCUCUCGACAUCGAUACUGCUUCUCUGAGAUAUAUUAAUGAAAAAUAUAAUGUUUGGAAAUAUUCACAUAACAGGUGUUAGUAUGUUCAUCUGCAAUUAUAAUUAAAAUAAAUAUCGAACUGGUAACGUAGUAUCUUGGGCGCGAUGGGGUUGCAUAUAGUGGUUAGUACGAUGGGGUAGCGCAACGGUUAAGGUGUUCCUGCGUUACGCUGAGGGCGCGGGUUCGAUUCCAACAUGGGUGCAAUAUAUGAAGCCUAAUGUAGUGCCUUACCCUCCCCAAUGUCCAGGAUAUUGUUUGAAUAUUGGUAAGAAAUCUUCACUUACUCGUAUUACUUUACCUCAACGGAAUGUCGAUUUUAGUGACACGUGGCAUAUCCUGUUUCUAUGAACAGUUGGGCAACCUACGACAUAUCUUUUUGAUGUCUCUCAUUGCUAAAGAAGCCCUGACUCAACUGCCGUCGUGUGCUACAUAUCUGUGACACUUUCUGACUAGACCACAUAGUUUGCUAUCGUUAAAUUGGAGUUUUGUAUGUAUUUAUUAAAGUAUCGUUUGUCACUGUAUUAUUUUUUAGAAUUGUGUGUCACGUGUGUAAUAUAUGUUUUCAUAUUGUUGAAUUUGUUGACAUUUGAGUUCUUUGGACAACUGUGGUCAUGUUUGUGGUAUCAUAUGAAAACAUCUAUGAGUAUCUAUGCUAUGAUUUUAUGGGCUAAGAACAUGAGUUGUAAUAAUCCUUAAUUUCAAUGCUCUAAAAUCGUCCCGCAUCAAACAGAUGCACCAGUGGGGACCAAAUCGGGUUUGAUAGGGGGCCAAUUUGGCUUUUAAUCGUGAUUGGAUUCUCAAGACUUCAUUCAAAACAAGCGAUAAAUUGCGUCCAUCACUCUUCGUUAGUGUAGAACCGGGUUUUCUCAGAACGUGUACUGUGUUCUGUAUAGCUACCAGCUGUAAAUAUAUGAUUUUAAAUUUUUAUUUUAAUUGCGGUUGUUAUCGAGUAUUUGAUACCCGGAUAUAUAAGUUUGGAAUCCACCACAUGUAAAUGUACAGUCAUGGUGAUUGGUGAUAACCAAGUCCCCUCGUGAAUCAAUUCUGUUGUAAACAUGCAUCUCAAAUUAUUGUCAUGUGCACUUCCUUGAAAUUAUGUCUCCCCGCGAAGGGUCGGAGACAUAUUGAUUUUGGUUGAGUUUCCGUUGGCGUCGGCGUUCCCAUUGUUUCCGGAACAUAACUCUAAAACUACUUGAACAAUCUUUACCAAAUUUGCUAUACUGCCUCUCCAUAUCAUGUAGAUGUGCCUUUGGAGGUUUGAGGGGUUUUUUCAAUUUCUU